UUUUUAAGGAAAAAAAAGACACCACUUUUAUCAUCUAAAAAAAACACAAAAACUCUUGUCUUAAAUUUUUCUGUACUUAAAAUUAACAAAGAAAGAACACUGAUCGACCAAAGCCACUAAAAAGCUCCAAACUUUUUCGUAUGAAUUCGAUCUCACUCCACUUCACAUUCAUCUCCCAUCAAAUUCCAUUAGUCUGCUGAUUUUGAGGAGAACGGGGUCGUUUUAAUUUCUACACAAUUUGAAGAACUUUUUUGAAGACUGCAACUUUUCACCACAUUUUGUAUUAUUGUAAUUAGCAGGCGGCGCGUGUUCCUCUAGUGUUGUGGAUUGUCAUGCUGGAUGUUACUGCCAACUGGUGUAAUAGGGAUGAAUUCCACUAUGGAUGAUAUGAAUUUGAUUCAGCAGGCGCAGAGGCAUCACUUAGUUGUCAGAGAAAUAGGCGAGGAGAUUGAUCUGGAGAUUGGUCAUGGAGACGAUGAUUCUUCAUUUACUAAUACCCAUUUACUAGGUGGUGCACGUGAGCCUUCUGCUGAGGAGCACGAUGAGGCGAAGAAUAUGGCAAUGAGUUCUCAAAUUUCUGCUGAAGAUCGAGAUAUGUCAAAGUCACCGCCAGCGAAAAGAAAGAAGAAGGUGGUUAAACGAUGGAGAGAGGAAUGGGCGGAUACUUACAAGUGGGCAUAUGUCGAUGUGAAGGACGGAACUGCAAGAAUAUUUUGUUCUGUUUGUAGAGAAUAUGGUCGGAAGCAUAGAAGAAAUCCUUAUGGGAAUGAAGGCAGCAGGAACAUGCAGAUGAGUGCAUUGGAAGAGCAUAAUAAUAGUCUGCUUCACAAAGAAGCUCUUCGUCUUCAGAUAGCCUCCAAGGAUAAGAUCAUUGUUGAUAAGCCCAUUUAUGUAAAAGCUCUUAUGUCCAAAACAGCUGGAUCUAUUGUCGAAGCUGCACUUAAAAGGGAUCCACAUGAGACUGAAUUUAUACAAUCAGUACAAGAAGCUGUUCAUGGUUUAGAAAGAGUGAUUGCAAAAAAUACUCAUUAUGUUAACAUCAUGGAACGCUUGUUGGAACCUGAGCGUAUGCUUCUUUUUCGAGUUCCUUGGGUGGAUGACAAGGGUGAGGCCCAUGUAAAUCGGGGGUUCCGAGUACAAUUUAGCCAGGCAAUGGGUCCAUGUAGGGGUGGCAUUCGUUUUCAUCCUUCUAUGAACUUAAGUAUUGCUAAGUUUCUUGGUUUUGAACAGACAUUAAAAAAUGCCUUAUCACCAUACAAAUUGGGAGGGGCUGCAGGAGGUAGUGAUUUUGAUCCAAAAGGAAAAAGCGAUAAUGAGAUCAUGCGCUUUUGUCAGAGUUUCAUGAACGAGAUCUAUAGAUAUCUCGGUCCCGAUAAGGAUCUCCCUUCAGAAGAUAUGGGUGUUGGUACUCGAGAAAUGGGAUAUCUAUUUGGGCAGUACAGACGUCUUGCAGGUCAUUUUCAGGGAAGUUUUACAGGGCCAAGGAUAUAUUGGUCUGGUUCUAGCCUGCGAACAGAAGCUACUGGUUAUGGACUGGUUUUCUUUGCUCAGCUUAUGCUCGCAGACUUAAACAAAGAACUCAAAGGACUAAGGUGUGCUGUAAGUGGUUCCGGAAAGAUUGCAAUGCACGUUGUGGAGAAGCUGAUUGCUUAUGGUGCUAUUCCAAUCAGUGUAUCAGAUUCCAAGGGAUACUUAGUGGAUGAUGAAGGAUUUGAUUACAUGAAAAUAUCAUUUUUGCGAGAUAUCAAAGCCCAGCAUAGAAGUUUGAGAGAUUACUCUAAGACUUAUGCACGGUCUAAGUACUAUGAUGAAGCAAAACCUUGGAACGAAAAGUGUGAUGUCGCGUUUCCUUGCGCUUCCCAAAAUGAAAUAGACCAAUCUGACGCCAUUAAUCUGGUGAAUUCAGGUUGUCGCAUACUAGUAGAAGGCUCAAACAUGCCCUGUACGCCUGAAGCUGUUGAUGUCUUAAGAAAAGCAAAUGUUAUUACUGCUCCUGCAAUGGCAGCUGGUGCUGGAGGGGUUGUUGCCGGAGAGCUUGAAUUAAACCAUGAAUGCAACAUGGUGCACUGGUCUCCUGAGGAUUUUGAAUCUAAGUUGCAGGAAGCCAUGAAGCAGAUAUACCAAAGAUCUUUGAAGGCUGCAAGUGAUUUCGGUUACCAAAAAGAGAGUCCCGAAGCCUUGGCACACGGAGCAGCCAUAUCUGCAUUUCUGGCUAUUGCUCAAGCUAUGACCGAUCAAGGAUGUGUAUAGAAGAAGUCUUCAGCCUGCUAGACCAGUAAAACAGUCGACAGGAUUCAAAGAUCAUUCAUGACGAAAAUAUUCAGAUCAUUUAGCAGAUUCAGCAGAUUUGAUGUAACAUAAUGUGUAUUAUUUGAUAACCAGCCUUGAAAUGGGAAGUUGGUUUGGAAAAUAUAGUUGAUGUAUAAAAAGAAAUUGGGGUAGUUCUAGUGUUAGCAUAGCAAGAGCCUCCACAAGGGAGUGCUUAUUCUUGGCUCCUUAAAGCUGUCUAAAUGCAGUCUUGUGAAAUAUUGGGAUGUUACAAUUCGAAAUAAAAUUUAAUUAUUUCCUA
Messenger RNA from Mercurialis annua (annual mercury), 2569 nucleotides. RefSeq lists its product as uncharacterized. Gene Ontology annotation, molecular function: L-glutamate dehydrogenase (NADP+) activity. The record is from RefSeq and is a predicted model, not a curated record. The coding region runs from base 340 to 2250 and encodes 636 amino acids. The transcript has 16 exons. NCBI's taxonomy places the organism in Eukaryota, Viridiplantae, Streptophyta, Magnoliopsida, Malpighiales, Euphorbiaceae. Gene Ontology annotation, cellular component: cytosol.